Molecule: messenger RNA, 1374 nt
Organism: Chaetomium strumarium
Lineage: Eukaryota; Fungi; Ascomycota; Sordariomycetes; Sordariales; Chaetomiaceae
Exons: 4
Coding region: 251-1180 (309 amino acids)
Cellular component (GO): endoplasmic reticulum
Molecular function (GO): oxidoreductase activity
Source: RefSeq, a predicted model, not a curated record
CGGUGAACCAAGCAGCGGCAGCCCGGAAAAUGGUGGGAACCCCGGUCUCGACCAGCAGAAUUCGGGCGUAAGCCGCAGGAGAAUCGGCCCACUUUAAACUCCCACCACCGUGCGCCGAUAAAGUCUCCAUUCUCGACUCCUUUUUCAUCAAUUGCCUGGGAGCCCUGGCCUCGCUCAGCUUUUCCGGCCUACGUCCGUCAGACCUCAACCACGCCAUUGCUGAGAGCAGGAGGAGGAGAGACGAGACACAAUGGCCGAUUCGCUGCUUGCCCGCAAGUAUGUUGACGGGAUAUACAUCCCUGUUGGCCUCCUCGUGGUGGGAACCGCCAUCGUGAAGCGGGAGUGGACAGCAUACGCUCUGUUGCUGGGGAUCGCCCUGGGUGCGAUCAAGUAUCUUAGAUCUGCCCCCAAGAAGGUCCUUAAGCCCGACGCUUUCCAGGAGUUUGAGCUGAAGGAGAAAACCAUCGUCUCGCAUAAUGUGGCCAUCUACCGCUUCGCGCUGCCCGCUCCCGACUCGAUCCUCGGCCUUCCCAUCGGCCAGCACAUCUCGAUCGGCGCGGCCCUCCCGCAACCGGACGGCACCACCAAGGAGAUCGUCCGCUCCUACACGCCGAUCUCGGGCGACCACCAGCCGGGCUACUUCGACCUGCUCAUCAAGUCGUACCCGCAGGGCAACAUCUCGCGGCACAUGGCCUCGCUGGCCGUCGGGCAGACCAUCCGGGUCAAGGGCCCCAAGGGCGCGUUCGUCUACACGCCCAACAUGGUGCGGCACUUUGGCAUGAUCGCGGGCGGCACUGGCAUCACGCCCAUGCUGCAGGUGGUCAAGGCGAUCAUCCGCGGGCGCAAAGCUGGCGACCGGACCGAGGUGGAUCUCAUCUUUGCGAACGUCACCGAGCAGGACAUCCUGCUGAAGGAAGAUCUGGAUCAGUUGGCGCAGGAGGAUAAGGGAUUCCGGGUGCACUAUGUGCUGGACAAGCCGCCCGCCGGGUGGACGGGCGGUGUGGGAUAUGUCACGGCGGAGAUGAUUCAGAAAUGGCUGCCCAAGCCUGCGGACGACGUCAAGAUACUGCUGUGCGGUCCCCCACCAAUGGUUAGCGGCCUGAAGAAGGCUACCGAGAGCCUCGGCUUCAAGAAGGCCAGGCCCGUUAGCAAGCUGGAGGACCAAGUCUUUGCGUUCUAAGCCGUGAAAUAUGUACAAUCCAAACAUAAAAAGGCAGGACAACCCUCAUAUCCAAGUUUGUAGCUCAUAGUCUCUCAUCCUGGCGUUGUCACCGCCAGCAUGUUCACGACCGUAUGUCUAUUUGGAAAACCCAAGACAUGGGGAAACUGCUUAAGCCAAGCAACGGGUCAACUGCGGUAUUGUUGCUAAGAACC